Molecule: messenger RNA, 1846 nt
Organism: Suillus paluster
Lineage: Eukaryota; Fungi; Basidiomycota; Agaricomycetes; Boletales; Suillaceae
Exons: 10
Coding region: 301-1746 (481 amino acids)
Source: RefSeq, a predicted model, not a curated record
GUGAUUUACAAUGUCUGAAUAAUCUAAUUGAGAUAAUAAUCUAUUUAGCCGGAAUACGUCGUACUCGGUCCGUCCAUUGGACUUAUCAGGUUCCAAGUCUGCUCAGACAUACCUAACCUUAACCCUGACAUUGCUGACAGUUUCGACAGCGCAGACAUACCUAUAUAUGGCAAUGUCACGCUCAUGCAAUUUUUGUGAUGAUGGGGAAGCCUCGAGUGAAGAAAGGUAGCACUGCCACGUAUUUGUUUACCUCUCAUCCCACCACUCCGCUCACAGAGCACGCAGAUAGUACUUCCACAUAUGCAAUGUACGGGAGAUCUAGAAGUGGAAUCAUGUCCUUGGGUAAUCACCGUUAUUCGUGCCCAAGGGUAUCGGCCUUUGCGCCCUGAAAACUCUUGGAGACCAAUCGUUUCUGUGGUGGUAGACGAGCACCAGCAUUAUGAAGUGAACCUCGGAUGUGAUGGACAGAACCCAAACCUCAAGGAAUGUUUUAUAAUGCGGGGUACAGACGACCGUUCUCCAGUGGACAUCAAACUGUAUCAUCAAGCGUCGAGCAAGAAGAAACACAAGAAGCGGUGUCUAGUUGCUAUGACUUCCCUGUCGCUUCAGGCUCUGUCCAAGUUAAAAGGCACUGAGAAAUCUUUCAAAAUACCGCUGAGUUCUGUGUCACGGCCCUCUAUUCGUGGGUCGGCUCGCGGAAGAACAGUAUCAGUCCACCUUGUCGCUAAGCUUGAAGUGCCCAAAGCUCAGGCAAGACUCCAUGAAUUACACGAUUCAUCAACAUCAGAAGACUACUACGACAACAUUAUGUCAUCCGGGCGCUCUUCACCCACGUCUGAAUCUGAAUCAGACAGGACAAGUAACUUCCCUUGUUCGAGUCGCGCUAUAACACCCCCAGUCUCACCUGAAUCUUCCGGGAUACGCAUCCGUCGAGGAUACAUCUCAGACACAGACGAUGACCGCCCGCUGGACGAGCACGUGAAACUCAUUAACGACAGCUAUGAAAGCUCUACAUUUAUGGACAAUGUCGACCUAAGUGCUGUGGUCCUUACAAGCGAUGAUGUUCCCAUUGCGCUUUCCCUGUUACCCAGAUACACGGAGCGUAUAUCUGUCGACAAUUCAUUAUCUUUUAUCGAUGCUCUUGUUGACUCUUUCUCGUCUUAUCGCGAGCUUCGAGAGGCUUGCAGCGACUCUGAGUACGAGCGUGUUUUGGAAAAACUCACGUCUGAAUGGUACUUCGUGGGUGCAUCACUGGUCGCUCUUUCCGGGCUUGACGCGGCCGUCUUUGGUUUUUCGUCCAGCUCGUUGUUCUCCAUCAACAGCUUCGCCCAAAGCUCAAUAGCUCUCGGAAGCGUCGCUUCAGGCAUCGGUCUCGCAAUCGAUGGGUGGUUCCUCUUGAUAUACAGCGGAGCAAACGCUAAAAAAUUUCAGAAACUUGCUCGCGAUAUAUACGGCAAAUAUCUGUUCUUUUGCAUAUCAUCGCGUCUUCCGGCUGUAUGCAUGUUUAUCUCAGCAUGCGCUUUGAUGGCGUUUCUACUCGCAGUGGCAUGGUCUGCCUGGCCCACUGCCGUUCUGACCAUGUGUUUUAUCUCUGGUAUCUUGAUCAGUCUUCAAUUUAUCAUCUACGGGCUACACUGCGUGGUGGUUUGCAUGGCUGAUAUCAUUAGGAGGGUAUGCAGAGGACUGAUGUGGUGUGCAAGGAAACCACCGGACAAUAUCUCGGAGCAUAAUGUUCUUGAAAAGUAAUGGUGUAUUUUGGACGAUUCCCGCUAUUCCCAUAUGCAUGUAAUACACGUUGAUCACAAUACCUAAUUAUUAUUCCACUUGAUUAAACACGGUUCAAAAC